Aspergillus japonicus CBS 114.51 is the source of this 2643-nucleotide messenger RNA. RefSeq names its product class I alpha-mannosidase 1A. The transcript has 3 exons. Gene Ontology annotation, molecular function: calcium ion binding; mannosyl-oligosaccharide 1,2-alpha-mannosidase activity. Gene Ontology annotation, cellular component: endoplasmic reticulum; Golgi membrane. The coding region runs from base 1 to 2604 and encodes 867 amino acids. The record is from RefSeq and is a predicted model, not a curated record. Gene Ontology annotation, biological process: N-glycan processing; carbohydrate metabolic process. Lineage: Eukaryota; Fungi; Ascomycota; Eurotiomycetes; Eurotiales; Aspergillaceae.
AUGUUCCGAGCCCGGCGAUACCGGGUCCUCCUGGUAUUCGCGGCCAUCUUUGUUCUGGCUCUUAUCCAUUUCGCCAGUUCACGAGAACAAUCCUCUGCUAGUUGGCGUGCAUCGCCGCCCGCCGAUCGUCGACCGGGGGCCUCAGUCCCGAACCCACCCGCCGUUCCUGAGCAAGCCGCCCCUCAAUCCCCGGCCUCUCCUCCGUCCGCCCAUGACUACAGCCCUGAGCAAUUCUCUACCGAAGAAUCCAAGAACACUUCACCUGACGUGGCCGCAGAGGGCCCUCCCUCAACCUCAACCGAAUCCCCCCAGCCAUCCGAGGAGCCUGCCACCGAGAAGGAUGGGGACAAUCGGAAAGCCACUGGACUUGGAGCUCCAGUCAAGGGUCAAGGCAAAUUGGGAGUCGAAACACCUGCCGCAACAUGGACACGCCCACACUGGCAGAAGCUGCCCGAACUCUUCCCGAUUCGGAGCGAGGACAUGAUCCAGUUGCCAUCGGGUCAGCCUAAGCCGAUUCCGAAGCUGCAGGCGGAUUUCAAAGACGAAACCUCGGCCGAUAAAAUGACGCGUCUCGAGCGCUUGUCGGAAAUCAAGGAGGUCUUUGAGCGCGCUUGGACUGGGUACAAGACCUCCGCCAUGGGACACGAUGAGAUUAAGCCUCUGCGGGGUGGAUUCCGAGAUCCGUUCAAUGGCUGGGGUGCUACGCUGGUGGAUUCGUUGGAUACACUCUGGUUGAUGGAUUUGAAAGAGGAGUUCUCUAUAGCAGUCGACUAUGUCAAGACGAUUGACUUCACUACCACCUCCAAGAGGAACGAAAUUCCCCUCUUUGAAACUGUCAUUCGCUACCUGGGUGGAUUGAUUAGUGCUUACGAUGUCUCGGGUCACAAAUACGAUGUCCUGUUGACGAAAGCUGUGGAACUGGCCGAGAUUCUGAUGGGAGCCUUUGACACCCCCAACCGCAUGCCUUCGCUUAUGUACAAGUGGACCCCAUCUCACUUGACCAGACCCCACCACGCCGAUAAGAAGGCCAUUCUAGCCGAACUCGGCUCGCUCUCAGUGGAAUUCACGCGUCUGGCGCAGUUGACCAAAGACAACAAAUACUAUGAUGCUGUUGCGCGCAUAACCAACGAGUUGGAGAAGCUUCAAGAUCAGACCCAGUAUCCCGGAUUGUGGCCCGUGAAGUUGGACGCCUCGGGGUGCCGCAAGAACACCAAUGCCAACGCCAAUGGCAAUAUCAAUGGCAAUACCAAGGAACUCACCAAAGCUCGCCUCGAGCAGGAGUAUGCGCGCGACCGACUCCCUGUGACUACCACGAGUGCUCAUUCCUCCAAGCCGCAUCCAACCAAGCCGGCCCCGACCGACGCGAAGAGCUACCAGGACUACUUCAAACCUCGCGAUGUGCGGUCUCUUCACGAAGAUGCUCAGCUCGCGGAGUACCCUGGAGCUGUGGCGCAAGGUCCCGGUGGCGCAGCUCUGAGCGCUCCCGAAGCGCAGUGCACCGCGGGAUUGGACACUGCUACCAUUGACAAAGAGAAGUACAGCCUUGGAGCUCUUGCCGACUCUACAUAUGAGUAUUUGCCCAAGGAGUAUAUGCUUUUGGGCGGUCUGAAUGAUCAAUACCGCUCCAUGUAUGAGAAGGCUAUGAACACAAUCCGACAACAUCUGGUCUUCCAGCCUAUGAUCAAGGGCGGCUGGGACGUCCGCUUUCUGAGCACAGCGAUCAUCCCCAAGAAUAAGCCAGGCCCCACGGUCAUGGAAUACAAAGGGGAUCAUUUGUCGUGCUUUCUUGGUGGAAUGGUUGGCGUCGGAGCCAAGCUCUUCGGCCUGGAAGGAGAUAUGGACUUUGCUAAGCAAUUGACUGAUGGCUGUGUUUGGGCGUAUCAAUCUACCAAGAGUGGCAUCAUGCCCGAAGAAUUCUCCCUCGUUCCGUGCAAAAAAGGCCAGCCUUGUGAAUGGGACGAGUCGACCUAUCACACUGCCUUGGAUCCUGACAUGCUGGAGCGUUUUGCCAAGGCGCAGGAGCGGAAAGAGCAGAAGGAGAAGGAGGAGGCAGCGGCUGCAAUGCAGGCCGAGGCUGAGGUAGCUGACUUGAAGAAGAAGAAGACUCUGCUCGGGAAGCGCGAGCGCGGUAACUGGCAUGUCAUUGGUUUGGAAGACGAGGCCACACCGAAGAAGCCGGAACCCGAGCAGCCCCCUGAAGAGGAAGAAGAGAAGGUGCUCUCGCACGAGGAGUACGUGGCGACACGCAUCAGUAAUGAGCGUCUUCCUCCCGGGGUGACGAAGCUCAUCAAUCGCAAGUAUUUGCUGCGACCUGAGGCUAUCGAGUCGGUAUUCAUCAUGUACCGUCUGACCGGCGACGAGUCGUGGCGGAAGAAGGGCUGGGAGAUGUUCCAGGCCGUCUCGAAGUACACCCGAACCGAGUUCGCCAACUCAGCAAUCGACGAUGUCACCGUCACAACUCCCGAGAUGUUGGACGAAAUGCAGUCAUUUUGGCUCGCGGAGACGCUGAAGUAUUUCUACCUUCUUUUCAGUGAUCCGACCGUCGUCAGUCUUGACGACUAUGUACUGAAUACCGAGGCGCAUCCUUUGAGACGCCCGAACUAAUAAUGGCUUUGUAUGCAUGUGCAUUUUGCGUUUGUCUUG